Messenger RNA from Erythranthe guttata (spotted monkey flower), 1872 nucleotides. Its product is annotated as Major facilitator superfamily protein. The record is from RefSeq and is a predicted model, not a curated record. Gene Ontology annotation, molecular function: molybdate ion transmembrane transporter activity. Lineage: Eukaryota; Viridiplantae; Streptophyta; Magnoliopsida; Lamiales; Phrymaceae. Gene Ontology annotation, cellular component: membrane. Gene Ontology annotation, biological process: molybdate ion transport.
AUCAAAUACCCGAUAUCCGAUCCGGAAUUCCCUGGACCGUAUUCAGGUAACCCGGAAAUAAUUUCCACAAAAUAACCCGACCCGAUUGGCCAUCCCUAAACCCAAACGCAAUUCCCAACUGUACUUCACUCCGAUCAAAUUAUUGGGUUCAAGCUGAUGAUCUAAUCACCAUUACUAAAAACCUCUGAAACCCUAGCAAUGGGAGUAGUAAUCGAAUCCGAAUUCUGGGAACCAAACCAAUCAAUAUGCAUUUUCUUAUUCAUCUUCUGCGUCUUGUCAAUCUUCCUUUUGCCCACCAAACCCGCCGCGAAUGUCUUGGAUCACGCGCCUCCCGGCGCGUUUCUCCGUUUCCAGCGGAAGUUUCUCCUCCUCUACGCUCUCUCCUCAGUGAUGGAGGGUUUGUGGGCUGUGUUUGGAGAGUACGAGUUUGCAUAUUAUCGACUCAGUAAAGAGCAAAUGGUUACGUUUUUAUCGGUUGGAUACGCCGCGUCUCUAUCAAUUGGGAGCUUUCUUGGAAUGAUUUCUGAUUUAGUAGGUCAUAAGAAACUUUGUUUGUUGUUUUACUUGCUACACUUGUUCGUGAGCAUAUCGAAGAUAGUUAUUGGAACUCCGACUAUUUGGUUUACAAGCAUCUUUCUUGCACUGGCUUCUUCAAUAUUUUUCUUCAGUUUCGAGUCGUGGAUGGUAAUCGAGCAUGACAAGCUAGGUCAACGGCAAGAUUCACUGAACGAUAUGUUUUGGCUGAUGACUUUCUUCGAGUCCGCUUCUUUCAUUAGCAGCCAGGUUCUUGCAAAUUAUUUCGUUGAUGGUAAUGUGUUCAAAAACGUUAAAUCUGUGUGGAGUGGAGCUUCGGUUCUGGCUUUUGUCGGUGUUUUGUUUGUUACUCGAGGUUGGAAAGAAGCCCGACAAACGGCAGCUUUGAAGGAUUAUCACGUUUCAUUGCGUAGGCAUGCUACUAGUGAUAAAAGGAUAUGGAUGUUAUCAUGGGCACAAGCCUGUGUACACUUUUCUGUUGCAGCGUUUUGGAUUCUGUGGGCCCCAACUAUAGUGGCCGAUGGAAGAGAGGCGUCAUUGGGAUUGAUAUAUCCGUGUUUGCUGGGCUCCAAGAUGCUUGGCAGUACUGUAUUCCCAUGGUUCUUUCAUGGCCCGUUAGUUAUUCGUAUAGAGGAAUAUCUAAUGUACGCCUUUAUUUUAAUGGGUUUGGCUUUGUCGAUCGUUGCCUAUGAUUAUCAGGAAAUAGGAGUUCUUGUGGCACUAUUCUGCUUAUUCCAGGCUUGUGUGGGCUUGGUUUUGCCGUCUCUAGCCAGAAUGAGAACCAUGUAUGUGCCGAAUGAAAUUCGCGGAGGAAUAAUGAGCCUAUCCCUUGCGCCAGCAAAUGCAGCUGUCGUGUUAUUUCUGUUUCUGAGGAGUUAUCAGUACAUUGGGAAUUCAACUAUAAUUUCAUUUGCGGCGCUCGGGCUAUUCUCUUGUGCUGGAUGCAUGUAUAUUUUCAAGAAAUGGGGAAAGCAACUCCACCAAAGUAGCCACCGCUUGUGAUCUAUACACCCGUUUUUUUCUCAGAAGUUCAUUCGAUCAGAGCCGUUCAUUUUGGGGAAUCUAUUCCUGGCUCGAUCAACGGCUGAUCACAAGCGGUGAUGAAUGGCUCUACUCGUGCACGGGAAAGAAAGAAAGUCGGAGGUAAUCAAAGCUGCUAAAAUAAAUUUUCCAUGGGUUAUCGAACUUUUUUGUGAGAAUUUAUCGGAGAUGGUUAUAAGCUUACGUGUUGAUUAACAAGUCAUCAAUUUUGUCAUGUUGAUUAAGAAAAUAUAUAUUAUAUAAUUAGGGAAAUUAGUUUCAGGUCUUGGUUUAUAUAUCGGUUUCUGUUUCGGUUUU